CGAAUAAAUGACAACUUGGCUUGCCAUAAUAAACGAUCAUACGAUUAGAAUUAAAGAGUGUUUAUCAACUUUCUUCAUUUCAUUACAUCAACCUAACGUCACGAAUCGUCCGAAAUGUAAUUUCAAUUUUUGCGCCUCAAGUUGUUUCCCCUGUAGAUAAACAGCACAAACUGAUGACGUCACAAAAUAUGUACACACACAUGGCGCACCUGGAAGUUCACUUACUGUGUAUUCGAUAGAAAAAUAUCCGGUAAGAUAGGUAUACGGUUAUAUUGACCGUAAUCACCUGGUGAGAUGAAUGCACUAAACAUUUAUCUAACGACAUGCCGCUAUGUCAUGCAGGCUGAUUUGGCCGAUCGCGAGACUUGGAGCGAUUUGUAUCGAUAUUUACCGUUUCUCCGCCAGGCCUUGUCGUGUUGUGUAUGUCGGAACCUGAUCGUGAGACCAAUGGGACCUAUACAGAAUGUCUGUCAACACUUUGUCUGCUUCGCAUGUAAAGGUGGCAAAAUGAAGCUGAAACCUCAGUGUAGUUGGUGUAAACAUCAUGACGAAUUUCAAGAGAAUACUCAGCUUCGAAUAGCAGUGAUUUGUUUUAAGAAGCUCUGUGAAUACAUAGCCGACUCACCCAUUGGCACUGAUCUGCUCGUUCAGACACCUAACGGGGAAACAAACAGUCUCAGCACUAUAAUACAGGACGCUUUGGACUUUGAGGACGAUUUUAAACUGUCCUCAUCAUUACCAUUGCCACCAGGUUUUGACUUGAAUAACAAACAUAAAUAUUCACCCAGACAGACGUCAAAAUCGAAAUCACCUCCAAAAUGUGUCAAACGUUCAGAAAAGAGUCACAAAUCAUCUUCUGAGAAAAAAGACUCGUCUGAUUUAACAUGUAGCAGCAUUAAAGACAAAUCAAUGUUAUGUGAAAUUCCAAAGAGUUUAAUAGAACCCGAAGUGCAGUGCUGUAGUACACUAGUAGAAAAUGACUUGGAACCACAAUUGAAUUCUUCAUCACAGAGUGAUGAAUCCAUCGAGGUUGAUGUAACUGAUACAGAUACCAGUAUUGAUUCUAAAUCUGAAAAUCCACUUAAGCGAAAGCGUGACAGCGAUCAUGGCAACAGAUCUGUUUUGUAUGAAAGCACUAUCCUCACCUCUGGAACACCAGGAUCAAGGACGGAUAACUCUCAGCUGCCAGAGCCUAACACAAACAUACUUACUCUAGGUACAGGCAGUGAGCAAAAGGAUUUGAAAACAUGUAAAUGUGGCCGAGGUGGAACAAACAGUCGUCUCACCUGUCUCGGUCAGCGUUGUCCCUGCUAUAUCAACAAGCUACCCUGUAUAGGCUGCAAAUGUAAGGGAUGCCGCAACCCUCGCAUGAUCGAACAUGACAGACUUAAAAUGGUCAAAACAGACAAUUCUUCACAGAUGGAUUCUAUUGUUAACAGUGAAAAUUUGUUUGUUGAUGUUUAGAAUUUUAUAUUGUAUUCAUACGUAUUUAAUAAUGUCGCCAUUUUGUAAAAUCAUACAUGCAUAGUGCUCUUAUUUUUAGCCCACCAUCAUCAGAUGGCGGGCUAUUCAAAUCGCCUCGCGUCCCUUGUCCGUUCGUUCCUCCGUCCAUAAACAAUUCUUGUUAUCGCUAUUUCUGAGAAAGUACUGAAGGGAUCUUUCUCAAAUUUCAUCUGAAUGUUCCCCUUGGU
Messenger RNA from Pecten maximus, 1691 nucleotides. RefSeq names its product E3 ubiquitin-protein ligase MSL2-like. The record is from RefSeq and is a predicted model, not a curated record. NCBI's taxonomy places the organism in Eukaryota, Metazoa, Mollusca, Bivalvia, Pectinida, Pectinidae. The coding region runs from base 295 to 1464 and encodes 389 amino acids. Gene Ontology annotation, cellular component: MSL complex. Gene Ontology annotation, molecular function: ubiquitin protein ligase activity. The transcript has a single exon.